Paramormyrops kingsleyae is the source of this 5151-nucleotide messenger RNA. It is a transcript of the gene zer1, whose product is annotated as zyg-11 related, cell cycle regulator. Gene Ontology annotation, cellular component: Cul2-RING ubiquitin ligase complex. The record is from RefSeq and is a predicted model, not a curated record. Gene Ontology annotation, molecular function: protein binding. Lineage: Eukaryota; Metazoa; Chordata; Actinopteri; Osteoglossiformes; Mormyridae.
GCGAUUUUAUUGUUGACAGCUGAGUGUUACACGAAACAGAGCAAAAGCAAAACACACAACCUGUUUUAAAAUAAAACAAAACGACCAGCUCAUAUCGAAUUAACCGGAGCGACUACCCGUGAUCAGGGCCAAGGUGGGAGGACUGUCUCACAGACUGUCUUCUUGUGCGGCGCCGUGCAAAUGCUGCACGGUGUUGAAGACCGAGGUAACCCGCUGGCAGCCGUAGCAGCUAGCUAGCAGAGCUCGCCGAUGCAUCGGAUCGGGAUCACAGUUUAGCCCUCAAGAGGCGCGUCGAUCGCAAGGUAACCGAGAUCUUCGACCCCUCUGCCUCCCCGGGGGAUUUUCUCCCUUUUUCCGUUGAGGUUUUAGGUCCUCCUUGCCUGGGGUGCGGUACAGAGUUUUAGGUCUUCCACAUUUCCCCCAGCGUCAACCGGCCUCCCAAUGCCUUCUGAGUGAGGCUACAGCUUCACCUAUCAACCUCCACGCCAGCUGCUUGCUCCCCAUCAUCGACUGUGUGGGGGAGAGUGAGGGAGGGAGGGACGGAGGAGGCGGAGGGUUUACCAUGGCGACCAAAGUGGGGGACGACCCAGAUUCCCUGAUCGCACUCUCCACGGAUUAUUGCCUGCGGAACCUGAGCCGGACCAUGUGCUGCACAGGCGACAAGGGCGUUCUCCGCCUGCGACCGGACGUGUUCCUGCCCAGCGAGAUCUGCGACAAGCUCGUCAACGCGUACAUGGAUUUAGUGCACACGGACAGCGACUUUGAGGGCCACGAUGGCUUUUUCCAGCUCUUCUCGGACCCUCGCAGCACCAGGCUCUCCCGGGUCCACCUGAGGGAGGACACCGUGUUGGAUCAGGACCUGCAGGCCAUUGCCAAGCAGGACCUCAUUGAGCUGCACCUGACCAACUGCAACAACCUAUCGGCCCACAGCCUGAAAACGCUGUCUGACUUCAGGCACACGCUGGUCUCCCUCAGCCUCUUCGGCUGCAGCAACAUCUUCCACAGGAAGGCCAUGGACUUCAGUUUCCAGGGCUUCAACCGACUGCGGCUGCUCAACCUGGGCUGCCUGCCCCCGGAUGUGGAUGUGGAGGCCCUUCUGAGCCCCCUGACUUCCCUCACCGCCCUUGACCUCUCGGGCCUCCAGCUCCCCAGACCAGCCUUCUUGGCCCAGUGGAGGGACCGUCUGACCUCGCUAGUGCUGUACAACGUGGAGCUCUGCGAGGAGGUGUUCCACACCGUGCUGCAGAUGGACCAGAUCCGGCACCUGGACAUAUCGCGCGAGAGCCGACGAAGCGGCAAGUUCAAGCUGACCAGGAAGCUGCUGACGGCCAUCGUGCAGAGCCUCACCCACCUGGCGUCGCUGGACAUCUCGGGCCACGUCAUGCUGGACAACUGCGCCGCCCCCCCCUUCGAGGAGGCUGUGGGACGCCCUAGCACUGAUCCCAGUAAAAGCAGCAUCUACCCGCUGCGUGAGCUGAAGAGACCGCUGCAGUUCCUGGGCCUCUAUGACACCACGCUCUGUAACCUGACGCACAUCCCCGCCUAUAAGGUUACCGGCGGCAAAAACGAGGAGCAGAUCCUGAACGCCAUCGAGGCCUACACAGAGUUCCGGCCAGAGCUGGCGCACCGAGCCAUCAACCAGCUGUUUGACAUCGCCAGGAUACAGCACUGCGGCCAGCUGCUCCGGGCACUGCAGCUGGUGAUCGCAGCCCUGAAGUGCCACAAGUACGACAAGAGCAUCCAGGUGACGGGCAGCGCCGCGCUCUUCUACCUGACCAACACGGAGUACCGCUGCGACCAGAGCAUCCGGCUGCGCAGGGAGGUCAUCCAGGUGGUGCUGAACGGGAUGGAGCAGUACCAGGAGGUCACGGUCCAGCGGAACUGCUGCCUGACACUGUGUAACUUCAGCAUCCCCGAGGAACUGGAGUUCCAGUACCGGAGGGUCAACCAGCUGCUCCUGCGCAUCCUGGAGCCGACGCGGCAGGACGAGUCCAUCCAGCGCAUCGCUGUGCACCUCUGCAACGCCCUGGUCUGCCAGGUGGACAAUGACCACAAAGAGGCAGUGGGCAAGAUGGGCUUCGUCAAGACUAUGCUUAACUUGAUACAGAAGAAGCUUCUGGAUAAACUGUGUGAUCAGGUGAUGGAGUUCUCCUGGAGCGCCCUGUGGAACAUCACGGACGAGACACCAGAUAACUGUCGGAUGUUCCUGGAGCGUAGCGGCAUGGAUCUUUUCCUGGAGUGCCUAAAGGAGUUCCCUGACAAGCAGGAGCUGCACCGCAAUAUGCUGGGCCUGCUGGGUAACGUGGCGGAGGUGAAGGCGCUCCGGCCGCAGCUGAUGACGCCGCAGUUCAUCACAGUAUUCAGCAACCUGCUGGACAGCAAGGCAGACGGCAUCGAGGUGUCGUACAAUGCCUGCGGCGUGCUCUCCCACAUCAUGUUCGACGGGCCCGACGCCUGGACCAUGGACGAGCCCCAGCGGGAGGAGGUCAUGGAUAGGAUGUGGGACGCCAUCCGGAGCUGGGAUGUCAGCUCGCGCAGGAACAUCAACUACAGGUCUUUCGAGCCAAUCCUUCGUUUGCUGCCUCAGAGCAUUGCUCCUGUCAGCCAGCAUUGGGCCACCUGGGCCUUGUAUAACCUGGUGUCUGUUUACCCGAGUAAGUACUGCCCCCUCUUGAUUAAGGAGGGUGGGAUGAAUCUCUUGCUGAGUGUACUGGAACUGCCUAGUUCUCAUGAGGAGACAAAGGACAUGGCAAGGAAGGUCAUGGAGCACUGUGGGAACUUCAAAGAGGACCCCAUGGAGACCGGGCGGUAAACGGCACAGGAGGAGGACAACACUAGGAGAUGUGAAAAAGUGGUUAUAGAGAUGGAUGGUUUUUGUUUUCUUCACACCAGAGGUAACCGUGUGCAUCCAUUUAGUGUAACGGGUGGAUGGGGGGAACUUCAGCUUCUCCACCAAUCCUUUUCGGGAGGAACAUUUCAGUGUAAUGACUGAACAGAGAUGUGGCACGUGGGAAUUAUUUUUUUCGUUUGUGGUAUUGCACAUGAUAAGCUUUACUUGUACAAGUUAAAUGGUUUCGUUAAGUUCUUUUUUUUUAAUUUCGUUUUUGCGUGUCUUCAAAACACAUGAGAAGUGUCUGCUAAUGGACAGCUAGAGAAGCUUUCAGAGCGAUUCUCCUCACUGAGAGUCUGUAAGCUUGGCUUCCAGACGGCUAUCUGCUGUCAAAGGACUCGGUCGCCCCGUUUUGUCCUUUUCUGAUUGUUGCGGCCCCCUGAAGUGGAUUUCAAUCCCGAAAGGUUCUGUUACGAUCCCUAGCCUCUGGAGCCACCGGAUGCAGGGGGCCUUGGAAUGUGCGGAGUCAUGAUGUUGCUCCUCCUGUUGGGCUGUUCUUUUGUGUGUGUCGCCCCCUUGUGGGGCCACCAGCACGUCUUUGAGUGACAGGAAGUCUUCCCUGGUGCCAUGGAGCUUAUCAAGCAAGGAAGAUUGAUGUUCGAUAUCUGUCUGCUUUGUAUCUAGUCAAAGUAAACAUCUCCACAUUGUUCUCUUAUUUUUCCCACUUUUUGUUGUUCUAACAUGAUUCGAAAUGGUGUGACUGUGUGUGUGUGUGUGUGUGUGUGUGUGUGUGUGUGUGUGUGUGUGUGUGUGUGCACGCUUGUCCUCGCACGUCCUGCCAUGAUGAUGCAUAAAAAACACACUCCUGAGAAAGUAGAAGACAAUGGUUCCAGUUAAGUAUUCAACAUUACCUGUUGAUAUCAUUUUUAUAUAACCCCCCCCCCCCACCUUAAACAAGGGUUUUAUUUUUGUUUAUUUGACUUAAAGCUUAUUUAUAUUUUAGAAAUUGGAAGUAGAGAGUCAGACCCUCUAAUGAUAAUAGAAAAGCUGAGUGUAGUGAAAUCCUAAGGGUUUCGGUUGCAAUAUAUAACAAUAAUAAUUAUUAGUGUCAGACUUUUCUACGCAAAUGAACUUAAUUGUUUAUGGCUAAUAGUACACAAUUAAAAUAUGGAGUUCUGAAGAUAAUCUUUUUGCUCAAAAGGAAAAGCAGUUUAUUAUGGUGGAUUCAUGUGUUUAGUAGAAACUUGAACUAAAGUGUUUCAAAGUCAUGCCAGCCAUUAUCAGUGAUUUCCAGGUGAUUUAAUUUUAACAAGAAAUGCAUCGCAAAAUGUCCAAAAUCAUGUGCGAAAGCUAUCCUUUCUCUCAAAACGUGCGUGUCAGAGCCAGUUAACAAAAUGCUGCAAUAACGACUAUGCUAAGCAUUUAAUGUAUAUUUUUGAAACCGUAGUUCUCAAAGUUGGUUGUGUAGAGCACAGACCAGGCAUCGGAAGGGUUUGUGUCCCUCUAAUGGGGGCACGUUAAUUCCCGUUAGCCUCUGUACCUGUUUUUGUGAAUAACUGCUAGGGAUUUAGGGGUAAAAAUUUCAUGUUUUGAUGUGUGAGCAGGCUCUCCUCCUCCAUCCUGCCAUUCCCAUAUGUCCUCCAAUUGGUCUAAUUUGGAUUCAAAAAUAAAGUGUCUGUGAUUCCCUUAUUAAAUUAGUUUGUCCAAGACAGAAUUUUAUGGACUUGCAGUCCAUUUUGAAUGUCUGUUUUAGUAUGUAUGUGUAUGUAUGACAGCUGAGGGAUAUUAUAGCUCUAUUCAUGUGAGUUAUGGUGGUGUUCUUGUGACACUCUCUCUCCCAGCCAUACCAGGGUUUUACAUUAAUGUUUCUUAGUAUGAAUGUUGGCUUCAGCGUCAGGAUUUCCGAGCUAAAUAUGCGGUGCCAGUCAGAGUGAGACACUAAGCAGUGGGUGAAAAAUGUCUCCUCUUUUUUAAAUUCUAAAGGAUUACCCAUCUUAGCCGAACGAAGCAAGCAGGAUCUAAUGUUCUCACCUUAUUCUCACACCAUUUCUCGCUGUCAAGUUGAAACACUCAGGGUGUGUGUGCGCGUGUGUGUGUGUGUGUGUGAGAGAGAGAAAGAGAGAGAGAGAGAGUUUGUAGGGGUAUAUGGGAAAAAAUAAUAGUUAUUAGAAUCAAUAGUUUCUCUGAAUGUUGGCUUACCAUGACAAAAAACUUUAGUUCUGUUUAAAUGGGGGGGAUGAUUAGUGUACUGGUUUCAUUCUCUCACUUAUUUACCACUUUGAUUGGUUAAAAUAAAUAAAAGUUGCAGUGACUGUGUUUUA